Messenger RNA from Camarhynchus parvulus, 2250 nucleotides. RefSeq names its product vacuolar fusion protein MON1 homolog B-like. Gene Ontology annotation, biological process: protein targeting to vacuole; vesicle-mediated transport. The record is from RefSeq and is a predicted model, not a curated record. Lineage: Eukaryota; Metazoa; Chordata; Aves; Passeriformes; Thraupidae.
CGCGGCGCGGCGGCCCCGGAAGCGGCGGUGGCGGCGGGAGCGGGAGCGCGGCCGGUGCCCAGGAGCCCUGACCCCGCCCUUGGUGUGGGCAGGGUGGGGCAGGGCGGGGCUGCCCAGGUGUGCAGGCACCGCCCCGGCGCCCCCUGCUCGUCACAGGUGAGGCAGAGAUGGAGCCAGUGAGGACAGCGGACACGGCGUCCCCAAGCUGUCACCACAGCGGGGACAAUGAGGAGGAAGAUGUGACAGCAGCGGCAGCCAUGACAUCAUCCGUGCGUCACCAUGAGGAGGAGGAGGACAAGGAGGUGGCAGCAGUGGUGACAGCCACAGCGUCCCUGAGGUGCCACCCCAGUGAGGAGGAGGAGGAGGUGGCAGUAGCCAUGACAUCCCAAGGUGGGCCCUGUGGCAGGGAUGAGGAUGUGGUGGCAGCAGUGACAGCAGAAGCAGCCACAGCGUCACAGGGCUGUCAUCCUGGUGAGGAGGAGGAGGUGACAACAGCAGGGACAGCAGCAGUGACAUCCCCAGGCAUUCAGCCCAGUGAGGAGGAGAUGACCAUGGCAGCAACAUCCUCAGCACAUCCUCCUCUAGGGGAUGAAGAGGAGGUGACAGCAGCGGUGACAUCCCCAGGGUGUCACCAUGAAGAGGAAGAGGAGGAGGUGACAGCAGCAGUGACAUCCCCAGUGUGUCACCCCGGUGAGGAAGAGGAGGAGGUGACGGCGGCAGUGACGGCAGCGGCGGCCACGUCGGCCCGGGGCGGGCGGCGCGGCGCAGACGAGGACGUGGCUGCCGCGGGCUGGCGAGAGCGGCGCAAACACGUGUUCGUGCUCAGCGAGGCCGGGAAGCCGAUCUACUCCCGGCACGGCAACGAGGAGGCGCUGGCGGCCACCAUGGGUGUCAUGAUGGCCCUCGUGUCCUUCAUCCAGAGCGGCGGCAACGCCAUCCGGGCCAUCUGCUCCGAGGACCGCACGCUGGUGUUCGAGCAGCGGGGCCCGCUGCUGCUGGUGUCGGUGUCCCGCACGCGGCAGUCGGCGGCGCAGCUGCGGCGGGAGCUGGCCUUCGUUCACGAGCAGAUCCUGUCGCUGCUGACCCGCGGGGGCAUCGCCCGCGUCUUCGCCCGACGCCGCGGCUUCGACCUGCGCCGGCUGCUGGCGGGCGCCGGGGCCGUGCUGGACCGGCUGCUGCGGGGGCGCGGCGGCGGGCGGCUGCUGCUGGGGCCCGCUCGCUGCCUGCCCCUGCCGGGGGCUCCGCCGCGCCGUGUCCGGGGCCCCUGCGCCCGCGCCGCCGCCGCCCGCCCGCGCGCCCGCCUGGCCGUGCUGGCGGCCCGGGGCCGCUUGGUAACGGCGGCGCGUCAGCGGGCGCUGGCCGAGGGCGGCGUUUGCGCCAGCGACCUCCACCUGCUGCUCAACCUGCUGGGCGGCGGGGCGGGCGCGGGGGCGGGCGAGUGUGGACCCUCGUGCUUGCCCCGUUUCAAUCCCGAUGGGUAUUUCUACGCGUACGCGGCGCGGCUGGGCGAGGAGGAAGAGGAGGGUGUGACGCUGAUCCUGCUGUCCACGGAGCGAGAGGGAUUCUAUGCGGCGGCCGCGUGCCGGAGGCAGCUGGAGGACACGCUGCGGGCGCAGGGCUGGCUGGCCGAGCUGGCGGCAGCCGUGCGAGGGGGAGCGGGGUACGGCCCGUCCCGCCCCGGCGCCCCCGAGCUCCGGCACUUCCUCUACAAACCCUUGGAGGGGCCGGAGGAGAUGCAGCAGCUGCCGCAGUUCACCAGCCCCGAGCUGGAGGAGCCCUACACCAGCGAGGAGGAGCAGCACCGGCUCUUCGACCUGUACCACUACCUGCACAGCCGCGUGCACAGCCCGCACCGGCCCCUGCGCCUGCUCUACCACGUGGCUGAGAAGGAAACGCUGCUGGCCUGGGUGACCAGCAAGUUCGAGCUGUACAGCUGCUUCAGCCCGCUGGUGACGAAGGCGGGCGCCAUCGCCGUGCUGACCAAGCUGCUGCGCUGGCUCAAGAAGGAGGAGGACUGGCUGUUCAUCCGCUACCCGGCGCCGUUCUGCGCCGCGCCCGCGCGCCCCGAGGGGCCCGAGCCCGAGGGCUGACAAUAAACACUGAGAGCCCGGGGAGAGUCCUGACUCCAGGGGGACUGGGGGGCCAGGGGACACGGCCUGAGGGGCUGCAGUGAUGGACCCAGACCCACGCAGUGAGGGGCUCUACAGCCAAGACCCCCCAAGACCACCGUGUGUCCCAGUGUCCCCCCGC